Molecule: messenger RNA, 1089 nt
Organism: Cladocopium goreaui
Lineage: Eukaryota; Dinophyceae; Suessiales; Symbiodiniaceae
Source: the annotation of a GenBank genome assembly
AUGGUCAAGGUCACCAAUCUCUUCCAGCAAGGUUUGUUCCAUUGCGCCUAUCUAGUCACCAGACUUGGCCCCCAAAGGAGAGAACUGCGCAGCCCGCCAGCAGCGCUGACGUUGCCCUUCAAGCCUCCCUUGAAGUCCUCCAAAGACGUGGACUUCUUUUGCAACGUCCGGCGUGCCACCUUUCUCCAAGGCCGGCAACUGCGUAUCGACUUCCAGCUCAAGCGAGGCAAGUCCAAAGAUGACAUGCCGCUGGCGGACAUCGCCACCCUUCGCGUGGAUUCCAGGGCGGCUUCUGGGCCCAUGUGCUUCAGCCCACAGCUAAGACCGGACAGUGAGGUGAUGGAUGGGCACGUGAUCUUCGAGAAUGUCGACACAUGGAACGACUUGGAGUUCACCUACGCUCCUGGUUUCUCCUCCGUCCAGCUGAUGCAGCAGCGAAAUCGUGAGGUGCAGGGCGAAGUGGACUACGUCCUUUGGCCCGAGCCAAGUACUGCGCGCUUCGUGCACAUCGAAGCGGCAGUGAAGUUCUACCUGGCCGCCAAAGAGCAGGUGGCCAACUGGGACGAUUUCAUUGCUCCAAAUCCCAUCGACAUUCUUGGCGUGAAAUUGCGAAGAAUGCUUACUCAUCAAUUGCGGAUGGGUGACACUCCUCACAUCCAGCAGCUCUUGGCAAGUCAAGUUACACAGCAGCAUGGAAUCGACAUGGCCCAAAGCCUUGAGAGAUUGGAGAUUGUCAAUUGGCUCUGGAUGAACGGCCGGCUCUUCUUCCACAGCGCUGGUAUGCUGAACCAACUGGGCGGGGCGCCAGCAUGGCAUGAGCGGAUCGACAUGCUGAGUCCGGACUUGGAGGUGGGUUGGUGGUGCUUCUUCCACGAGCUGGAUGCAGUGCUGCCCGACGGGCUUUUUUACUUGAUCUUGAAGAAACCCUACUGGCUUUCGCCGCUCAAGGGUACAGGACGGCGUCAUGUGGACCAUGGACAGCUCAAGAGCAAGCAGCAGCUCCGAGAGGACGCGAGGAGCUGGCGGAGCUUUCAGUAUGUGGUCACGGGACCCGAAGGGCCGAAGGGAUCCGAAGGGGAACGGUGCUGA